This is a messenger RNA of Hydra vulgaris (swiftwater hydra), 2196 nucleotides long. RefSeq lists its product as uncharacterized. The record is from RefSeq and is a predicted model, not a curated record. NCBI's taxonomy places the organism in Eukaryota, Metazoa, Cnidaria, Hydrozoa, Anthoathecata, Hydridae.
AUAAUUAAGUUAAAAUUAUUUUAUAACUUUUUUGAGUUAAAAAUGCCUGGAGCAAAUUGUGCUUUUCCUGAAUGUGGAAUUACAAGAAACUCUAAACACCAAGGUAUUGGAAUAUUUCAACUUCCAAAUCGGCCAGAUGAUUUUCAUCAACAAUGGAGAAAAAAUAUACUAAACAUUUUGUCAAAAUGUAGACAUUUUGACAAGCAUCUUAAAGAGCGCAUUGCAAAUGGAAAUAUCUUUCUUUGUGAACUUCAUUUUGAGCCAACAGAUAUUGAGUUUACAAAAACUGGUCGAAAAACGUUAAAGCUUGGGGCAAUACCAUUGCUCAACAUUCCUAAGAAAUCUCAUGAAACUGUUAAAGCUCCUGAAAGAAGGCAUAUAUCUAUUGUUAAAGAUAUUUUGACUACAGAAGAAAAACAUACAGACAAAUACAAAAACUUUAGUGAACUUACUAACAUAGUAAAGAAGCUUAAACUCAAUUGGUUUAUAUCAUAUGAUAAAAACUUUAUUUCAUUUAAAUCUUUUCAAACUUUUACGUUAGUACCACAUUUAGAAGUUGUUGUUGGAUGUAGUCUAGAAUUUUUUGUUAUUGUUUAUGGAUGGACAUUGCCUGAUGACCAUCACUUGUAUAAAGAAUUUUUACGAUCAGUUCGUCAUGUUAAAAUAUCAAAAUUGUUAAAUAAAGUUCAAUCUUUACAGAUGUGUACUGGCAUAACAUAUGACUUGGUAGAUUGCGAUAAAGAUGGAAAUCUAAUAAAUCAUUCUAUUCCUCAUAAAUUUGACCUUAACAAUGAGAAAAAAGUACCAUUUAAAGCUAGUCAAUAUAAACGUCACAAAGAUUGUUUUGUUAUUGGCUCUGAUUGUGAAAAGUGUGUAAAUUGUUUAAGUUUUGAAAUUAAUUUUAUUAAAUGUAAAGUUAGUACUUCAAAAAAAAUUGAUCAACCAGCUCAUUUGAAUGCCCCAUUAUCUGUCACACAUCCAAAUCGUGUAAAGUUAGCACUCGUUGAAGAGCGUUCUAAAAAUAAAAAACUUUUGCAGAAUAUUGAAAGAAUGCAAAAGGAAAUACAGGCUAAAGGUAUUCAAGUCAGCACUUGUUUAAGUUCUGAUCUUGAUAUUAUAAUUAGUAAAAACCAAAAAAACAUGACACCAUUUAUGAAACUUUUUUGGGAAGAACAGAAUCGUUUAUUAACUAGCAAAGUUCCUAGAUAUCAUCCAAUGAUAAUUCGAUUUUGUCUUUCUCUUGCAUCUAAAUCAGCCUCAGCAUAUGAUGAACUUAGAGAUGCUAAAAUUUUAACACUUCCAAGUAGGCGGACACUACGCGAUUAUAAGAAUGCUAUUCGACCAUCUGUAGGAUUUAACCCAGCAGUGAUUGCUGAAUUAAAAGAAAAUACAAAAGACCUCUCUGAUAUUCAGCGAAAUGUUGUACUUUCUUUUGAUGAAAUAUGCAUUCAAGACAAUUUAGUAUUUGACAAGUCAUCAGGUGAGCUCGUUGGAUACGUUGAUCUUGGAGACCCUGAAAUAAACUUUUCGACCUUUACUGAUGUAAAUGAUUUAGCCACUCACUGUCUAGUAUAUUAUAUACGUGGAAUUGCAUGCGAUCUCAAAUUUUGUCUUGCAUAUUUUGCUACUAAUGGUGUAACAGCUAUGCAAAUAAUGCCAACAUUUUGGCUAUCAAUCCAACACCUUGCGUAUGCAACGUUCUAUUGCACCAGUUACAGGGAAUACAAAAGGAAGUUUUAAGCAAAAACCUAGAGUUUCUUGGAAAUUUGUUGAUAAUGCUCCUUUAAAAAAACGAUCUACAAAGAAGUAAUUUACAAUUUUUUGUGUUUUUACUCGCUCAUAGGAUAGAGGUAUGUAUAUUUAUGUUCUGUUUGUACCUCUGGCACGGUGUUAGCUCAAAUGUAAGUUGUUUUAUGUAUAUUUGUGUUCUGUGUAGACCUCUGGCGCGGUGUUGAUUCACUCGUAAGUCGAUUUUUUAUGUUUGUGUUCUGUGUAGACCUCUGGCGCGGUGUUGAUUCACUCGUAAGUCGAUUUUUUUUAUGUUUGUGUUCUGUGUAGACCUCUGGCACGGUGUUGGCUCACCUGUAAGUUGCUUUAUAUUUGCUAUGUUAUUGUUGUGUUAUCAUUGUUAUGUUAUUGUUGUGUCUGUUUUUGUUUUGUUUGAACCUCUGAUGCAGUGUUGCUUUACUCAUAAGU